UGUGACCUUGUUAUGAAGCAAUACUUGUUUGAAGAUGACGAUGUCAAGUCCUAUGAAAUACAAUGGGGUAUAAUGGUAAAUUACGAGUGAACGAUGAUAAUUGAUAAUCGAUUAACAUUACAGGAGACUGACUUAACAAUGAAAAGAGUCCUGUUACUCACGAAUGAGCAAAACAGACAAUCCAAGAUGGCCGACCUAGCAUUCACUGGUCAGCGGUAGCCGAGUCAUGGCUGAGCCUAAUGACGGCCAGCGGUAAUCUAUUCAACGUUAAGGGAUCCAAGAGGCCCUCACUACAUUACUGAUACAAAUGUAGCCCAUGCUAUAACGACUUUUAAAAACCCGUCCCAAUUCGUCUGUCGUAAYGAAGUAUGGUCUUUGGGAUCAACUAAGAACAGAUCAAGGGCGCGAAUUUUACCUAUCGUUGGGGAUGCAAGAAUUGCUUGCUCCUCUUAGAAAUGACCCAACUAAAGAUCCACAUCGACGAACGACUUCAAAAAAGAAUCUUCCAGUUGAAAGAUUUUGGAGCGAGGUCAACCAACGAGCUAACUACCCAGUAAAGAGCUGUCUAAACAAUAUGGUGGAGGCUGGGCAAUUGCGAAUGGACGAUGAGUGCACAAAGUUCUGCGUUUCUACAUUUACAACCCACGUGGUUCAAGUUGGAAUCAAUCGUCUAAUUCAGUCAUGGAACUGCAGACCUGCAAGCGGGAAAAGRAAAACACCUAUUGAAAUGAUGAAGGCAAAUAAUGGAACUGCAAAUUUGACAGAAGAACAGGUCCCUGAUGGGUUGACUGCAGCACAGAUCUAUGAAGGUAAUGGAGGAAAUCUCACAAGAUUUGGCAGUUUUGGUCUGGAUCCUUUACAAGGAAAUCAGGAGCUGUCGACGCAGAGGGAGCAACUGCUUCUCCAAAAUAUUGCUUCAUAUGAAGCAAUAUUUAAUCAACUAGUAAAUGGAAAUCCUUCUUUAUUUCAACGAGCUUUAAUUUAUUAUAUUACUUUAUCACAAUCGCUUGCUGCACAAGCAUAAGCGUAAACUAGAGAGUUGGAUAUAAUUAUCCUAGUCAUUAUCUUACUGAAAGUCUUAAUAGUAUUUGAGUUCUACCCACAGUG
This is a messenger RNA of Actinia tenebrosa (Australian red waratah sea anemone), 1107 nucleotides long. RefSeq lists its product as uncharacterized. Lineage: Eukaryota; Metazoa; Cnidaria; Anthozoa; Actiniaria; Actiniidae. The record is from RefSeq and is a predicted model, not a curated record. Gene Ontology annotation, molecular function: nucleic acid binding.